This is a messenger RNA of Amborella trichopoda, 1608 nucleotides long. RefSeq names its product gibberellin 2-beta-dioxygenase 8. The record is from RefSeq and is a predicted model, not a curated record. NCBI's taxonomy places the organism in Eukaryota, Viridiplantae, Streptophyta, Magnoliopsida, Amborellales, Amborellaceae.
UCUCUCUCUCUCUCUCUCUCUCUCUCUCUCUCUCUCUCUCUCCAUUAUAAAGAGAUACCCAGUUUGUGAGUUGACGAGAGCGUUGCAGCAAAUGUCUAGGAAGGGGGACAACUUCUCAUCAAGAGUGGACGAGGCUUUGGUUUGAGCUUUUCUUUAUCAUAUCCAAAGCAAUGGACGAAUGCAAUCCUCCAUUUGAAAAGGCCUACAAGGACCUCUUAUGUGAUCCUCAUGCUCCCCUUCUCGACACAGUUUCAGCCCAGGACUACGACCUCCCACUCAUAGAUGCCUCUCCUCUCCUUCACAAAACAGGCCAAGAAAGAGAGAGCUGUGUUAAAGAGAUUGGGAGAGCUUCUUCAGAGUGGGGUUUUUUCCAGGUGGUUAACCAUGGAAUCUCCGGACAACUUUUGAACACAAUUAGGAGAGAGCAAGAGAAGCUCUUCAGGUUGCCAUUUGACAAGAAAGAGAAGCUUCAUAUCUUUAAAGAUAGCUAUCGUUGGGGCACCCCCAACCCCAAAACUCUGGAAAAGUUCUCAUGGUCAGAGGCCUUCCAUAUUCCAUUAUCCGGGAUCUCAGAAAGCGAGGAGAUCAAAAGCCUAAGGUAUGCCAUUGAAGAGUUUACUACAAAGGUUGCAGAUCUAUCUCAGAAACUUGCAGAAGCAUUGGUAGAGAACAUGGGUAUCACAACGAGAUUGUUUGCAGAGAAUUGCACCAUGAAUUCUUGCUACCUACGGUUGAAUAGAUAUCCUCCAUGUCCGAUGCCCUUGGAGAUUUUCGGGCUAGUGGCCCAUACUGAUAGUGAUUUCCUUACCGUUCUAUGUCAAGACCACAUCGGAGGAUUGCAAUUGAUGAAGGAUGGAAUGUGGGUCACUGUUAAGCCUAAUCCUGAUGCUCUUAUUGUCAAUGUUGGAGAUUUAUUCCAGGUAUUGAGCAACAACAUGUACAAGAGCGUUGAGCAUAGAGUGAUUGCCAAUAAACAAGAGAGGUUUUCAGUGGCUUAUUUCUUAUGUCCCUCACAUGACACACUGAUAACAAGUUACAAAGAGCCUUCGUUAUAUAAAAAGUUCACUUUUUGUGAAUUUCAACAACAAGUGCAAGAAGACGUGAAAACAAUCGGUUACAAGACUGGGCUCGUUAGUUUUCGUAAAUCAUCAUCGUCAUUCGAGCUUUAUCCCAAUUAUUUGGGGUCUACUACUUCUGAGGUUUCAUAAAUGAAAAUGAAAAAUAAUAUCACCUAAAAGAAAAAUAUACUAUUAAAUAAAUUCAAAAGUAUAGUUUAUAAAACCAAUAAAGAAAGUGAUGGUGAAAAAUAUUUGUUUUAUGUUUACUUUUCUUUUCCUUGUUUAUGUACCUUGUAAGAAUUUUUUAAGGUUAUAUUUUGAUGGGUUGGAGGAUAUAUGGGCUCCUCUGCCUAAUACAUAUAUUGUGCAAGGUUUCUAUGUGAAAAAAACUCAUUACAAACUUCAUAGGUUUGUAAAAUUUUAAUAAUACUGUUUAUUGUAAUUGUUGUGUUAACAUUGGUCAUAAAUAUAUUCAGCUUAAUAUACUGUUUAUUGUAAGUGUUGUGUUAACAUUCGUCAUAAAUAUAUUCAGCUUAAUAUACUGUUUAUU